Molecule: messenger RNA, 397 nt
Organism: Lolium perenne
Lineage: Eukaryota; Viridiplantae; Streptophyta; Magnoliopsida; Poales; Poaceae
Source: RefSeq, a predicted model, not a curated record
CACAUAUACGGGGAAGAAUGUCCGCGUGCCAGGGAGUCUGAUUGGAGCUGCUAUUAGGAAGUACUGGCCGGGGAUGUACACUCCGGUCCUUGGAGGCGAGUCCAAGCUAGCCUACACUUGGGAAGACUUUGAGAUAGCGCCUUACCCUGGCUUUACUUCCGCCGCCGACGCCGUGAUCAAGAAGUUUUGGCGCAAUUAUAGGGUGGCGACUGAGCAUAAGGAGAGGGCGGACGUGAUCCUCCGUAACAUGUGUCGGAAGUUGACACGGCAGCAGUGGUACAACCAGAGGAUCACGUGCAUCGGCCACUUCUAUGCUGAGCAGGGCGUAAGGUACACAAAGCCUGAGAUUGUGCAGGGACUCGCCCCGGCUUUGACGAUAGAGGACUUCAUGCCGUGA